This is a messenger RNA of Phymastichus coffea, 5183 nucleotides long. RefSeq names its product arylsulfatase B-like. NCBI's taxonomy places the organism in Eukaryota, Metazoa, Arthropoda, Insecta, Hymenoptera, Eulophidae. Bases 1467 to 3938 code for a protein of 823 amino acids. The transcript is spliced from 4 exons. The record is from RefSeq and is a predicted model, not a curated record.
AAGGACGACGGAGCGCAGCCGAGAGAGCGAGGCCGCGCACGUCGACGAGGAAAGAGAAAAGGAAAAACGAUCGCUCGGCCGUCGGGGGAAAGCGGUGCAGGCGCAGCGCGACGUCACCGCAGCCGGACGACCGACCGCCCGGAGCGCGGCUCGCGCCAAGGAAAAAGGAAAAUCCACAGGCUCAUCAAUAAACAUAAGCCCAAAGGUCCGCAAGGCGGAACGGCGCGUGUGCUUGCGCCACGAGGUGCAGGAUGCCACCCCCUCCUCUCCCCUCCUCCUCCCGCUCCCGCCUGCCGCCCACCGAUCCUUUCGGUCCGCCGUCGUCGCGACGUAGCGGGAGAGCGCCGGACAGAUAAAUAAAGGCCUCACCGCUCCUCGAGUCUCACCUCCAGUCGCAUCGCCGACCAGCUUCGAGCACCUCUCGGCCGACACCUGCACCCCUGAAGCUUCUCAGGUCAGUCCUUCCUCUGUUAUUCCGAUCGAUGCUUACCGCUGAUGGGCACCUUUAAUUACGCCGACGCGCCUUCGCCUGUCGCAAUUUGUUGCGCAUCACCGCGCCACUCGCAAACUCGAAAGAGAGAGAGAGAGAGAGAGAGAGAGAGAGAGAGAGAGAGCGCAGAGUUAAGCUGCUUAAAACUCGUCGAGCCCAACUUACGUCGCCCGCCGCGAAAUUCGUCAGCGAAGGAUGAAAAUCAGGGAACGUACCCACGACGACGACGACGACGACGACGACGACUCGUCGACUCUCGCUUCCGCAAUAAACGCCCGAACGCUUGAUUACUUCCUGCUCUCCGUGCGCCCUCGGCGCUCGCUGCUGCCACGCUAAUGUCCUUCCGAUGCCGCGACGACGAAGAGAAAAACGGCGGCCUGCAUAGAAAAAAAAGUUUGCAAUCGAGGCAACGCGUCGGGCCGAUUAUCGCUCGCCGAACAAUCGAUCGCCUGCGUAUCGCCAGUAUCGUUUUUCUUUUCUUUUUUUUUUUCUUUUUGUUUUCCUCGGAACGGCAAGCGUCGCGCUCGCGUCGGCCAGGGUGUAAUUGAUUUCGCGACCGCGACUCGUUCGGUCGACCGCAGUGACCGCGCGCGCGCGCGCGCGGUCGCAGUUCCGUCUGUCCGGCAAAGAGAUCAGGAAGAAAAAACAAAGAGCGCGCGUCGGUUUUGCAUAAAUGAGGCAACGGUGAUUCGCCGAUAGAGGCGCGAUUGUAAAUAGAAAAAGAAAAACGUUGGAAUCGUCGUUAAUGGAGUAAUUAGAGGCUCGGCCGAAGGCGUGCCUCGGCGUUUGUGAGAAAAUCAUCGCCGCUCGCUUUCGUCGGCGAUUAGCUUAUGCAUAAGGCUCGCCCGGAUGAAUAUCGAACGAUCGUCGCGGCGCGGAUGUUCGUACGAGGCAAAAGUCGAGGAGAGACACGAGGCUGUUUUGCCCUCGCAAACUUUUGCAGGCGAUCCUUGGGCGCGCUAAUGAGGAUUGCACAAUGCGCGUGGUUUUCAGCCUGCGAGGUGAUUAUCGGCCAAUUACGCCUCGGCGCCGAAUAAUAACGACGCGGCGCUGUCAAUUAAAGAGAGCGAAAAAGAAAGCGAGUCUGGCCGAGGGGGCAUCGAUGCGCUCAAGGACGAGAAUCGUAUAUUGGAAUGCAAAUAAGUUGGGCAAGAGGUUCGGAACUUAUUUAGAGCGGGUCUCCGGCUCGGCGCUCUCUCGGGAAUUCAAUCAGGCCGUCGCGGAGGUCGGGCCGCGGGGGACGGCACGGCGGGUGCAAGUUUCGGCUGAAAACUUCGGGCUGUACGCGGGUAUAUAUGGGCAGAUGAGCCGGCCGGGCGUUGGUGGCGGACGGCGAUCCGCGAUGCGAGCCGGAAGAGGCUGCCUCGCCUGGCUGCUGUGGGCCGCCGCGCUGGGCGGGCCAGCUGCCGGCUCCGGUGGGCAGCCGGCACCGUCGCCGCCGUCGCCGCCGCACAUCGUCAUGAUCAUCGCCGACGACAUGGGCUGGAACGACGUGAGCUUCCACGGCAGCGACCAGAUCCCCACGCCCAACAUCGACGCGCUGGCCUACAACGGCGUGAUCCUGAACAGCCACUACACGGGCGCGCUGUGCUCGCCGUCGCGCGCCGCCCUGCUCACCGGCAAGCUGCCCGUGCGCACGGGCAUGCAGCACCUGGUGAUCCUGGAGGCGGAGCCGCGCGGCCUGCCGCUCGCGGAGAAGCUGCUGCCGCAGUACCUGCGCGAGGCCGGCUACGCCACCCACGCCGUGGGCAAGUGGCAUCAGGGCUUCCAUAGGCGCGAGUACACGCCGCUGUUCCGCGGCUUCGACUCGCACUUCGGCUACUGGAACGGGCUGCAGGACUACUACACGCACGACGUGGACUCGUCGGUGCCGGGCGAGGGCUUCCGCGGCUUCGACAUGCGCCGCAACAUGAGCGUGGCGCGCGACACCCGCGGCAAGUACUCCACCGACCUGUUCACGGAGGAGGCGGUGCGCCUCAUCGAGCGCCACCCGCGCGACGGCCCGCCCAUGUUUCUGUACCUGGCGCACCUGGCGCCCCACAGCGGCAACGACGCCGAGCCGCUGCAGGCGCCCGACGACGAGGUGGCCAGGCUCGCCCACGUGGCCGACCCCGAGCGCCGCCUCUAUGCCGCCAUGGUGUCCCGGCUGGACCGCAGCGUCGGCGAGGUGGUGCGCGCGCUGCGGCGCAGCCGCAUGCUCGACAACAGCAUCGUCGUCUUCAUGUCCGACAACGGCGCCUCCACCCAGGGCAUCCACUACAACCGCGGCAGCAACUACCCGCUCAGAGGCAUCAAGGCGAGCGGCUGGGAGGGGGCGGUGCGCAACGCGGCCGCCGUCUGGAGUCCGCUCAUCCGGAGGCCGAAGCGCGUGCACGACGGCCUCAUGUACAUCGCCGACUGGCUGCCCACUCUCAUGUCCGCGGCGGGGCUGCCCGGCCAGGCGGAGCUGCGGGCGCGCGGCAUCGACGGCCUGGACAUGUGGGCGUCCAUCAGCGAGGGCCUCGCCAGUCCGCGCGACGAGCUGCUGCUCAACAUCGACACCAUCUUCAACUAUUCGACCAUCCGCGUGGGCGAUUUCAAGUACGUGCUGGGCACGGUGGGCAACGGCGAGGACUGGUACGGCGAGAGCGGCCGGCCCGAGGACGCGCACCUCGAGGGCCGCAGCCCGGCCUACGCGCCCGAGCUCGUGCUGGCGAGCGAGGCCGCCACGGCCAUCUCCGGCCUGCUCACCGCCAGCCAGGUGGGCGAGGUCCGGCGGAUCAGGAGCGACGGCGCGCGGCGCGUCGGCCGCGCCAACUUGAGCAGCGCCGAGCUGCUCACGGCCGAGGACGUGCUGCGGCUCAGGGCCGCGGCGACCCUGCACUGCCGCGUACCCGCCAACGAGACGAUCGCCUGCAACCCCAAGCAGGCGCCCUGCCUGUUCAACGUACGCGAAGACCCCUGCGAGCGGCGCAACCUCGCGGCCAGCCGUCCCAUCAUCCUGGCCCACCUCGAGAACCGGCUGCUUAAGUACAAGCUCACGGCCGUGAAGGAGGCCAACGUGCCUAACGACCCCAUGGCCAACCCCAAGUUCUGGGCCAACACUUGGGUCUGCUGGCAGGACGACGACCCGCUGGAGACCCUGGUCGACGACGAGGUCGGCAGGGACCGACUCAGGGACCCGAACGAGCGGAUGCCCGGCCCGCUCGGCCUCGCCGUCAUCGCGGUGCUGCUCGCCCUCGCCGUUCUCGGCAUUUUCGUGCUCGUUGGCCUCCGCUGCAGCCAGAGGCAGCGCCAGCUCAAGGCCAAGACGCGCGGCCAUCGGCAUCGCGGCAGGCACUUCCACGAGUUGCCGCAGACCGAGCUCAAGCCGGACGACGCUCGGCCGCCGGGCAAGACGCUCGGCAGCUUCGCCAACGAGUUGCGCAACAUGCCCUCGGACAAGGACCUCGCGCGGAGCAUCGAGUGACCGAGGACUGCGAGGACCGGUCGAGCGCGGCUCACCGUCCUCGUCAUUCGGAUCACUUGGUGUCCCAAACGACCGUCGCACACCGAUAAGUCACUUCGUUUCCCCGAUUGACGUUGCUCUACAUUGUCGAUUAGCGAUCGCGUUAGUAGCGUUGACGAGUCGACAACGCCCGACUCUAUCGUCCAACAAUCAACAGACAUUAUACGAACGCGAGCUCGCUCCACCUCUGAAGGACGACUGCUGUAUAACUUCAUUCCCGAUGGUACACACUUUUUUGGUUGUACAUUUAAGAAAUUUUCCGUGUAUCGUCGCUGCGAGUGAAUUCGUUGACCGUCCAUCCCGAAAGAAGGAAUACUUUUACCCUGGUAAAAAUGGAAUUUUGUUUCUUUCAUAUGUCGACACUCAUUAUCAAAACUAGCAACGAGCUUGUACAUAUGUAAUAAAAAACUGAAAACUGUAAUUAUUGAUCGACAAACUCUCUUUAUUGUUACCAUAUGUACAAAAUUGAAACUAGCACUUUGUUUUUUCUUAAAAAUUUAUCUCAUUCUCGAUAUACUUGGCAAUAUUUGCAUUGAUUUCUUAUAUAUUAUUUAUUAAUAAGCAAUCACUAUCAUCAUCAACAACAACAACAACAACACGUCAUUUUAAAUAGUAUAUGGUCAAAAAUAAGCAGAUUAACCUCCGAAGCGAAAAACUUGUACACAUAAUUAAUGACAUACCUCGAGCGGAUGCGCUUACUAAUUUUUCUUUUCUCGUUCUAACAAAACUUUCUCACACAUUAGCAUAUAAAAAACAAAUGAAAAAUCCAAAGUGAUGUAGUGCGUCAGCUCGAGGGACACGACAUGGUAUGUAUUUCUUAUAUGCAAGCUCUUGUUAAUUUUUAAUAUACAAUUAUUUUUUUCCCUUUGUCGAAUCACAGAAAAACUAUAAAAGGCAAUUUUUAAAUACAAAGUUAUUUGUUUUUUUUAUCCUCGAUGCUUAAACACGAAACGACAUUCUCUAGCUAUAUGUAUAAUAUGUAUAUUAGUACUUAUAAUACAGAUUCGCAAGAUCCCCGUACAUGAAUGUUCCCUUGUUAUACAAGUAUUAUUUUACGGCAACAAGCACACCCAACGUUGGUAGACAUAUUCGCGUCGCCCUUGUAUAGAGGACAGGUUGAGAAGCACGACUCGGCAGAAAAAAAGAGAGAAUCCCUACAAGACAUUGCGGAAGAUCGAUCACGCCGAGCACGGCAAGCUUUUGGGU